Molecule: messenger RNA, 727 nt
Organism: Anopheles merus
Lineage: Eukaryota; Metazoa; Arthropoda; Insecta; Diptera; Culicidae
Product: glutathione peroxidase-like
Exons: 4
Coding region: 132-647 (171 amino acids)
Biological process (GO): response to oxidative stress
Molecular function (GO): glutathione peroxidase activity
Source: RefSeq, a predicted model, not a curated record
CCAUUUUCAGUACAGCGCGAAUUGUUAGCACGAGUAGAUUAGUUGGUAACAGUGGUUUUGGUUGGGUUAAAAAUUCUUCAAAAACAGUUAAACACAGGGAAUUUCUAUUGCAGAUCAAUUCACCGCAAGCCAUGCAGUCACCACCAGAAAAAGCAAAAUCAAUUUUUGAAUUUACCGUCACCGAUCUGAACGGUAAUGAGGUUUCGCUCGACCGGUACCAGGGAUCGGUAUGCCUGAUCGUGAACUUCUCUACCAAGGAUGCCACCUUUGAGAAGGUGUUGAGUCUUCUCACGCCUCUGUUUCGAAAGUAUCACAACGACACCCGAAAAGAUUUGAACGUCCUCUUCUUCCCAUGCUUCCAAUUCGGCUCCAAAGAAUCGCCGGACGAAAUCGUACAGCGCUUCGAGAGCAGCACCGAUAGCAGCGGUAUGAUCGGUGAGAUUUUCACCGAGAUUGAGGUGAACGGCUCGAAAGCCCCCGGACUGUACAAGUAUCUGAAGGCGAAAAAACCGGGCAACUGCGGAGGAUUUAUCAACAGCAACUUUACCAUCUUUCUUACCGACCGCCAAGGCGUACCGGUGGAAAGGUUAAAUGCUGGAAUUCAUCCUUACACGCUCGAGGACAUGGUCGAGAAUUUGUUACGCUAAACUGUGCUGCUAACCGUGUUACUAGAAAUAAAGCAUAGAACAAAUCCAGCUUUGCUGCGGGCUGUUUGACUUUGUGUUAG